CGCAGGCCUGGCUGCGCCCAAACGCCCGAGCGUGGUAUCAGUGUAUCCUUCCAUGUUCUAGCGGAAGAUUCGUUCGCAUUUCCCACAUUUGAGAGGAUUGAUUGCAGCUCCCUUCCACCGCGGGCAUCGAUGUGUACCCUGCCGGGCCGAGUAAAGCGGCGAUGACGGGGGGGUUAGGUGACGAGAGAGACAAACAGUGCAAGAGUGAUUGGUCGGGUCAAUUUGAUUACAUAGAGAGGGGCCGGUGGACUUGAUUAUUUGUAGCAACAGAAGGGCGGUUCCGUUGCUGGAGCGGAAGCAGUCUGAAGUAGGGAGUGGUAGCGAUGGAGCAUUCCACAGGGGUACCGCGUCACCCAGACGUUGAAAUCGGCGACGCGGGAAGCUGUGAAUUGGAGAAAGCGGGGCGUGGGAAUGAGUUUGACAAUAGCCGUCGGAUCGGGGGUGCAGAUUGCGCUGCUGAGAAUCAGGAUGGCCCGAGCGGCUUGAGAAUAGCAGAUUCGCGUGUAGCAGCAGUUGAUCAGGGUGAUACUAAUGUCGAUAGACAGAAUGACAAGGCACAGGGAGGGGCGAACCGUAUCGCGUCCGUUAAGAGACCAUUUAUAGAGCUGCCAUUGGACGAAGGACGAGGAGAGGAUGGACACGUCGAUAAGAAAGCUAAUCUAUCUUGCAGCGGCAUAGAAGAACCGGAGUUGAUUGUGCCGAUCCCGUGUCAGGUGGGUGCUGGAUACCUGCCUUGCUUGCAGGCAGUCGAAAGGGGGAGCGAUUAUGUUCCCGAAAUGGGUGUCAGAUUGAAAGAUAUGGAGAGAGCGAGCUCGACUCUUCAAGAUUUCGUCAGCUCUUAUUUCAUGUUUCAUGAGAUGGAUCCACAUCGACCUGAGGAUGUUUUCCGCUUCCUGCCUGUGCUUGCGUAUGUGGAAGCUUAUAUGUACAAGCUGGAUGAGCUGAAUGAGGAGGUUGUCAAUGGUGCUUUGACUGUGAGAGGAUCUGGAAUGAGAUGCCAGCCUCCUUGUUCCACGACCUCCGAACUUUCUGUCCAUAGGAAAACUUCGAAUGGGGGGGAGCGGAUCACGAUGACGUCCAAUGGGGACAGCAGGCAGAGGUGUGUCGACGGUUAUGACCCUAGUGAAAGUGAACACGGCGCCGAUGAACGAGUGGCCUCGUUCGUUUGUGAUGACAACCUUGAUCCUUUCAAAGGACUGAAGGAUCUGCUACGUGAAAGGAAACUGUUGACCGACCGGUUGGUAUUAGAGCUGGACAGCGGCACAGAGUUCUGGAAGCUAGAGCGGUCUUUGUGCAAAGCAGUAGCUGAAGGCAGGCCAAUUCUGCGGGAGGACGUGCUUAAAGCUCUCAAGUUCAAGUCGUUUGAUUAUCGUGUGCUGAGCCUGCUACUUUAUGGACUCCGUGGUGUGGAGGUCAACUCUCUCCACAUGGACUUCUUGUCGGUUUCGGAGCUUCUAGUGGAAAUUGCAGAUGAUCUUGUGGGGCUUUGUUUGCGGCCGAGGAGACUGACAUUUUUCUCUUGUCAGAUAUGACUAUGAGGAUGACAUAAUCAAGAAUACGUUUAAUGUGCUCCGCAUGUUUGUGGUGAUUUAUGGUCCUCGACAAGCGCCAAUCGAACUGGCAAAGCUCAUUGGUGAAACUGAGAGAAGAUAUCAUGCAAUGAUUUGCCAAUUGGAACCUGAUCUUGCUUCGAAAUACAAGAAGAGGUGCAUGGAAGCUACCUUGGAAGGUAAUUAUCACACACUGGCACUCUUCACAGAAGGCAAUAAAUGAUUUGAAGGGAGAAAAGGGACUAGGAGAAGAGUGAAACCCCCUCCUUGCCUCAGCACUCCAGUGAUAUAGGUAUCAGAAGUCAGCAAAUCAAUGGCCUAAGCGGUA
This is a messenger RNA of Chara braunii, 1878 nucleotides long. The record is from the annotation of a GenBank genome assembly. NCBI's taxonomy places the organism in Eukaryota, Viridiplantae, Streptophyta, Charophyceae, Charales, Characeae.